This is a messenger RNA of Erythranthe guttata (spotted monkey flower), 1776 nucleotides long. The record is from RefSeq and is a predicted model, not a curated record. Lineage: Eukaryota; Viridiplantae; Streptophyta; Magnoliopsida; Lamiales; Phrymaceae.
CAAUCACACCCUAAGAUAAAGCUAAAUUAUGAAAAAAAAAAUCAUAAUAUUUGGGUAAUUAAAACAAUCCCUCGACUACGUAUUGUAUUUGUUCACCCUUACGGAGUCAAAUUUACUUACUAAUGAGGGGGAAUUUUUGAAAAUUGAAAAUUGAUGUCAAUUAAAAAUUGAAAGCUUUCCCGUUGCGACUACCACCUUAAUUUAGUUUUAGUUUAUGAAUGUAACUUUGAAAAUAAUUGUGAUUUUAAUAAUUGUGACCCUUCCCAAUUUCUAGGUAAUCUUGUUAAUUAAAGCAUGCCAAAAGAUAGGAGUUGGGUUUUAUUAGAUGAUCGUCGGUUAGAAGUAUAUCAAAAUGGUUGUGUGGAAUUUAUGGAUUUUGCCUUCGCUAAAUGUGACGUUGAUAAUAAAAUAAGAUGCCCAUGUAGAGACUGUAAGUGUCGUAAAUGGGGGGAUCGUGAAUUCGUUAAUAAACAUUUACUUUGGAGGGGUUGGGAUAAACUGUAUGGGCAACGCCGAUGGACUAUGCAUGGAGAGUCCGAAGAAGAAUACAUUGGCGAGGAAAUGAAUAAUACUAAUCAUACAGAAAUUCCCGAAGUUGCAAUUUUAAAUGAACCUGUUGAUGUACGUGAUAACAUGGAAGACUUACUGCAUGCGUGUCUUCAUGACGAUCGUCAUCACGAUCAAGAAGAUCUGCACGAAGAACCCAACCCCGAAACUGAUGAUUUUCGUAAACUCAUUGAAGAGUGGUGCAUCCCCGUUUAUGAUGGAUGCCGGGUAUAUACUAAACUUUCUUUUAUCAUGGAGUUCUACAAAAUUAAGUCUCGUGGCAAGAUGAGUGAUAAUACAUUUACUGAAACCCUUCAGUUAAUGAGAAAACUUGAUUUUUUAAAUAUACCCGACUCUUUUUAUGAAGUUAAGAAGCUCAUCGGUAAAUUGGGGUGUGGUUACGUCAAGAUUGAUGCGUGUGAGAAUGACUGCAUGCUGUUUUGGAAGGAUGACUUCAACUUAAAUGCAUGCAAAGUGUGUAAUGCUUCAAGAUGGAAGAAUCCAGUAGAAAACCAACCGAGUUCUUCAACCUCUCAGCGCAAAAGGGUACCAAAAAAAGUUUUGCGAUACUUUCCAUUGAUUCCGAGGCUCAAGCGGCUAUUUAUAUGUCAAAAAUCAGCAAUCAACAUGAGAUGGCACGCUGAGUCUCGAUGUAACGAUGGCGUUCUCAGGCACCCUACUGAUUCUGAUGCUUGGAAAGAGUUUGACAAGAAACACGAGUCAUUCUCUUUCGACCCUCGAAAUGUAAGGCUUGGCUUGGCUACUGACGGUUUUAAUCCCUUUGGAUCAUUGAGCAGCAAACAUAGCACAUGGCCUGUAAUUCUAAUGGUUUACAACUUACCACCAAAUAUGUGCAUGCAACGCUCUAAUAUGAUGAUGUCAUUGCUUAUUUCUGGUCCAAAAGGCCCGAAAAAUGGCAUUGAUGCUGAUUUGGAGCGAGUUUAUGAUGAGACCAUGCGUGAUGGAAGUGACGAAAGCACGGCCAACUCGACUACAAUUGAAAAGGUUUUGGGAAAGAGUAAAGGCCUUGGAAUUAAAAGUUCAAGCACAAGGAUUGGAAAGUCGAGAUUUUCUUCAACACCAUCAGACGUGGAGAUUCAACUGGAGAUUCAAAUGAAGGCAAUGCAAGAACAAAUGCAAAUGAAAGACGAACAAGUGAAUCGAUUGGAACAACAAUUGCAGGAAACCCGAGAAACAAAUAAAGUUAAAAUGACAAAGUUGAUCGAUUAG